This is a messenger RNA of Neospora caninum, 1248 nucleotides long. RefSeq names its product cathepsin L, related. NCBI's taxonomy places the organism in Eukaryota, Apicomplexa, Conoidasida, Eucoccidiorida, Sarcocystidae. Gene Ontology annotation, molecular function: cysteine-type endopeptidase activity. The coding region runs from base 1 to 1248 and encodes 415 amino acids. Gene Ontology annotation, cellular component: lysosome. The record is from RefSeq and is a predicted model, not a curated record. The transcript is spliced from 4 exons.
AUGGACAACAGUGAGACGCACUACGUCUCCUUCCUCAACGGCGAGGGCGACGACGGAUUGGAGAACGGCGAGCUCCACCAGCGACGAGGCGUCCGAGCCGGCGGCGUGGCUGCAACUCCCUACGUAGUAACGACUCGGACGUACUUUUGGAAGAAAUUCCUGCGUCAGCGCAACUUUAAAACUCGGGCCUGGAUCGCACUCGUAGCAGCGGCUGUGUCUCUCCUUGUCUUUGCCUCCUUCCUCAUUCAGUGGCAGGGAGAUGACGAUCGGGGUGUUUUCCCGCCGUCACCAGUCGAGGACCACAAAACCCCGGUGAACAUCUGGGAGUGGAAAGAAGAACACUUCCAGAACGCCUUCGGCAGCUUCCGAGCCACCUACGGCAAGAGCUACGCGACCGAGGAGGAGACACAAAAGCGAUAUGCCAUCUUCAAAAACAACCUCGCUUACAUCCACACGCACAACCAACAAGGGUAUUCGUACUCGCUCAAGAUGAACCAUUUCGGGGACUUGUCUCGCGAAGAGUUUCGCCGCAAGUACCUCGGCUACAACAAGUCUCGCAAUCUCAAGUCCAACAACCUGGGGGUGGCGACGGAGCUGUUGAAGGUUUCGCCGAGCGACGUGCCGUCUGCGGUGGACUGGCGAGAGAAGGGGUGUGUGACGCCUGUGAAGGAUCAGCGCGAUUGCGGCUCGUGCUGGGCGUUCUCCGCCACGGGAGCGUUGGAGGGAGCGCACUGCGCGAAGACUGGCGAGUUGCUGAGUUUGAGCGAACAGGAGUUGGUGGAUUGCUCACUUGCAGAAGGCAACCAAGGCUGCAGCGGCGGAGAGAUGAACGACGCGUUCCAGUACGUCGUGGACAGCGGCGGCCUGUGCUCGGAGGAGGGGUAUCCGUACCUCGCUCGAGACGGAGAGUGCAAGAGGGCGUGCAAGAAAGUGGUGACCAUCUCGGGGUUCAAGGACGUGCCGAGGAAGAGCGAGACGGCGAUGAAGGCCGCGCUGGCUCACAGCCCCGUGAGCAUCGCGAUCGAGGCCGAUCAGCUGCCUUUCCAGUUCUACCACGAAGGCGUUUUCGACGCGUCCUGCGGAACCGACCUCGACCACGGCGUCCUCCUCGUGGGCUACGGAACCGACAAAGAGACAAAGAAAGACUUCUGGAUCAUGAAAAACUCCUGGGGAUCAGGAUGGGGCCGAGACGGGUACAUGUACAUGGCCAUGCACAAGGGCGAAGAGACUGUGCCUUUGGACUUUUGA